AUGGUUACCAAAUACUUGUCUGUGGCGUUGUUCGCCUCGGCUGUUUUGGCAUAUCCUAAACGACACGAACGAUUCCACUAUGGCAGUGGCACAGGUGGUGGCUGGGCUAUGCCAACUGGUGGCAUCUACCCCAUGAAUGGCACUGUUCACACCAAGGGUCCAGACUCUGGUGCUUCUUCGGUGGAGACACCCUCUUCUGUCGUGGCUACAGCUGUCAGGACUGUCACCGUUCAGCCCAUCCCGCUCGACUCGUCUUCUCCCGAUACGGCUCCCGCUCCUGCUCCGGCUUUCUCUAGCCCGCCCGAGGUUGCAGCAGUCGCUUCUAGCCCCGGGCUCGCAAAUACCGAUGCCGCCCCAACAGUCGCCGCUGCAACGGCAGCUGCUCCAACUGAUGGUGACAUGUCGUCUUGCUUCGUCUUGACUACCACCAUCACCGCCACAUCUGUCGAGUACGUCACGGUCACAGCAACUGCUGGCGUUGGUGGGUCCGAGGACUCUACAGCGACUCUCCCCUCCGAGGGAUCUGCCCCUUCAGGGGGUGCAGGCCAAUUCUUCGGGGCUUCAUCGAGCACCAGUUCUGCAUCUGUUGCACCCGAAGGCCCCGGCGGAUUCUAUGGUGCUUCUCAAAGCUGGACCUCGGCUUCAUCUACUACGUCCGCUGCACUGGGUGAUCUGUCCUCAUCAAGUUCAUUCAGCUUUGUUUCGGUUUCUGCUACUGCUGGGCAAUUCUUCCCCGGCGGCGGAAGAAGCUCGGGUGUUCCAUCCUUCGGUGGCUCUUCCAUCUCAGUGCCGUCCGUUGGUUCCCAAGGCGUUCCCCCUACAAUCAUCCCAACGACAUUGGCCACUGUGACUGGCGGGUCUCCCGCUUCCAGCGCAGCCAGCAGCGCCUCUGCGUCGUCGUCCGCCUCAAGCCCAAGCUCACCUCCUAGCACUGGCUCAUCGGGCAAGAGAGGUCUCUCUUACAACGACGCGUCCUUGACUGACGCCUUCGCCGGCAAGGGCAUGAGCUGGGCGUACAACUGGGCAGCAUCGCCAGGUGGCCAGAUUGUCUCUGGUGCCGAAUUCGUCCCUCUCCUCUGGGGCCAGAACUCCAUCUCAGGCUGGUCCAGCGCUGUUCAGUCCGCCAUCGCCAGCGGAUCCAAGCAUGCCUUGGCCUUCAACGAACCGGAUCUUGGUUCCCAAUCGAAUAUCGACCCCGCGACGGCCGCCAAGCUGUACAUCGACAACAUGAACCCCCUCUCCGGCCAAGUUGAGCUUGGGUCGCCCGCCAUCACCAACGGGGCGGGCACCAACCCACUCAUGGGCAUCGACUGGCUCAACGCCUUCUUCGAGUCCUGCAAUGGUCAAUGCAAGGUCGAUUUUGUCGCCUUUCACUGGUACGACUCGGCCAGCAACUUCGCCUACUUCAAGAGCCACGUCCAGGACGUCAUCACGGCCGCAAAAGCCAACGGGGUCAGCAAAGUCUGGCUCACCGAGUUCGGGGCGUCCGGAAGUGACAGCGAUGUCGCCAACUUCCUGACGCAAGCCAUCGACUUCCUCGACUCGACAGACGCCGUCGAGAGGUACGCAUACUUCAUGUGUUCCAACGGCAUCCUCGUCAACGGCAACUCGAUUUCAUCGCCCGUGGGCUCUGCCUACGCUGGCUAG
Messenger RNA from Fonsecaea monophora, 1647 nucleotides. RefSeq lists its product as hypothetical. Gene Ontology annotation, biological process: fungal-type cell wall polysaccharide metabolic process. Bases 1 to 1647 code for a protein of 548 amino acids. Lineage: Eukaryota; Fungi; Ascomycota; Eurotiomycetes; Chaetothyriales; Herpotrichiellaceae. The transcript has a single exon. Gene Ontology annotation, cellular component: fungal-type cell wall. The record is from RefSeq and is a predicted model, not a curated record.